UGUAUCUUUUCUGAGUGGAAGAUUCAAAAGCCAGCUCAUGGCUGUCCACACGUCUUUUCCCUCUGCCAGGGGAUCGGCGAUGUUUCAGAGGCUGCCCAUGAAUGAAGAGCCUGGGUGCGUGAACAAAGACGUGGAGCAGAGCCCAGCCAACCCGUGUCGGACAAGGAGACACCGAGUCGUUACCAUUAUCCCAAAGAAGGACCCCCAGGAGGAUGAGAGUAUUAUUGCUGUACAUCUAAAGUCAAGGUUUCAGGGCUCUGUGUCAUUCAGGGACGUGGCCAUCAGCUUCUCCCAGGAAGAGUGGGCGUGUCUGGACCCUGCUCAGAGGGCUUUGUACAGGGACGUGAUGUUGGAGAACUAUAGCCACCUGCUCUCACUGGGAAGGUCCAUUUCUAAGCCAGAUGUGAUUACCUUACUGGAGCAAGAGAAAGAGCCUUGGGUGGUUGUGAGGAAAGAAACAAGUGGAUGGUACCCAGAUUUGGAGUCAAAUUAUGGAGCUAAGAAGUUAUCUCCAGAAAAUGAUAUUUACGAAAUAAAUUUGCCCAAACAGAGUAUAACGCAAAUAAGUAAAACUCCUGGCCUCAAGGCCUCCAAUUGUAGAAAUGACUCAAAAUGCAGAAAUAGAUUUAGGGGACGACAGAGACAUCAAGAGGGGUAUAUCAGUCAAAAGAUAAUAAGCUAUGAAAAAAUGCAUACUUAUACUCAUCAUAUUUCUCUUAUUCACAAUACAGAUAAGCCAUAUGAAUGUAAGGAGUGUGGGAAGUACUUUAGUCGUAGUUCAAAUCUUAUUCAGCAUCAGAGUAUUCAUACGGGAGAGAAACCCUACAAAUGUAAGGAAUGUGGGAAGGCCUUUAGACUUCUUAUCCAGCUUACUCGCCAUCAGAAAUUUCAUAGUGGUGAAAAACCCUUUAAAUGUAAGCAAUGUGGGAAAGCUUUUAGUCUUCCCACCCAGCUCAAUCGCCAUGAGAACAUUCAUACAGGUGAGAAACCAUUUGAGUGUAAGGAAUGCGGUAAGUCCUUUAAUCGUAGCUCAAACCUUGUUCAACAUCAGAGUAUUCAUGCUGGCGUGAAACCCUAUGAAUGUAAAGAGUGUGGGAAAGGCUUUAAUCGUGGUUCAAACCUUAUUCAGCACCAGAAAAUUCAUUCUAGUGAGAAAUCCUUUGAGUGUAAGGAGUGUGGGAAGGCCUUUUGUCUUCCAGUAGAGCUUGCUAGACAUCAGAACAUUCAUACUGGUGAGAAACCAUUUACAUGUAAGGAAUGUGGCAAGGCCUUCAGUCGUGGCUCGAAUCUUGUCCAACAUCAGAGUAUUCAUACUGGUGAGAAACCCUACGGAUGUAAGGAGUGUGGAAAGGCUUUUAGACUUCACCUACAACUUUCUCGACAUCAGAAAACGCAUACUGGUGAAAAACCAUUUGAAUGUAAAGAAUGCGGGACAGCCUUCCAAUAUCAGUACCAACUUAUUGAGCAUCAGCGAAUUCACACAGGUGUGAAACCUUAUGAAUGUAAGGAAUGUGGGAAAUUGUUUCGUCGUGGUUCAAACCUCAUUCAACAUCGGAGUGUUCAUACUGGAAAGAAACCUUUUGAAUGUAAGGAAUGUGGGAAGGCCUUUAGACUCCAUAUACAACUUAUUCGACAUGAGAAAUUUCAUACCGGUGAGAAGCCCUUUGAAUGUGGAAAAUGUGGAAAAGCCUUUAGUCUUCUCACCCAGCUUCAUCGGCAUGAGAACAUUCAUACAGGUGAGAAACCAUUUGAAUGUAAAGAAUGUGGGAAGUCCUUUAAUCGUGUCUCAAACCUUGUUCAACAUCAGAGUAUUCAUGCUGGCGUGAAACCCUAUGAAUGUAAAGAGUGUGGGAAGGGCUUUAAUCGUGGUUCAAACCUUAUUCAGCAUCAGAAAAUUCAUUCUAGUGAGAAACCCUUUGAGUGUAAGGAGUGCGGGAAGGCCUUUAGGUAUCAUUACCGACUUAUUGAACAUCAUAGAAUGCAUACUGGGGAGAAACCCUUUGAAUGUAAAGAAUGUGGGAAGGCCUUUACUCUUCUGACACAGCUUACUCGACAUCGGAACAUUCAUACUGGUGAGAAACCAUUUAAAUGUAAGGAAUGUGGCAAGGCCUUCAAUCGUGGUUCAAAUCUUGUUCAACAUCAGAGUAUUCAUACUGGCGAGAAACCCUAUGGAUGCGAGGAGUGUGGAAAGGCUUUUAGACUUCACCUACAACUUUCUCGACAUCAGAAAACGCAUACUGGUGAGAAACCAUUUGAAUGUAAGGAAUGUGGGGCAGCCUUUAGACAUCAAUACCAAGUUAUUGAACAUCAGCGAAUUCAUACAGGUGUGAAACCCUAUGAAUGUAAGGAAUGUGCAAAGAGCUUUAGUCGUGGUACAGACCUUAGAGUACAUCAGAGAAUUCACACUGGUGAGAAACCCUUUGAAUGUAAGGAAUGUGGGAAGGCCUUUCGACAUCAUUAUCAGUUUCUUGGACAUUCCAGAAUUCAUACUGGUGAGAACCCCUAUGAAUGUAAGGAAUGUGGGAAAUGCUUUAUUUGCAGUAGUGAACUUAGAGUACAUCAGAGAAUUCAUACUGGUGAGAAACCAUAUCAGUGUAAGGAAUGUGGGAAGGCCUUCAGUCGUAGCUCAAACCUUAUUCAACAUGUUAAAAUUCAUACUGGUGAGAAGCCCUAUGAAUGUAAGGAAUGUGAAAAGGCCUUUAGCAAUAAUUAUGAACUUACUGUACAUCAGAGAAUUCAUACUGGUGAGAAACCUUAUGAAUGUAAGGAAUGUGGGAAAACUUUUAGACUUAGUUCAGUCUUUACUGCCCAUCAGAGAAUUCAUACAGGUAUGAAACCCUAUGAAUGUAAAGAAUGUGGAAAGAGCUUUAGUUGUAGCUCAAACCUUAUUCAACAUGAGAGGAUUCAUACUGGUGAAAAACCUUAUGGAUGUAAGGAAUGUGGGAAGGCCUUUAGACUUAGGUCAGUGUUUAUUGCCCAUCAGAGAAUUCAUACAGGUCUGAAACCCUAUGAGUGUAAAGAAUGUGGGAAAGCCUUUACUGUGACUGGUCAGCUGACCCGACAUCAGAAAAUUCAUAAUCGUCAGAAGUCCUAUGAAUAUAAGGAAUGCGGGAAAAAAACCUUCCCUGGUUAUGAACAGCUUACUCAUCAUCAGAGAGUUCACAGUGGCAAGAAACCCUAUGAUAUAAAAGAAUGUGGGAAGACCUUCCAUCAUGGACUGAGAUUUGCUCAACAGCACAGUAUUCCUACUGGUGAGGAACUCCUUGAGUAUAAGUAAUGUGGAAGGAUUGACAGUCACAGCAAACACUUUAGAGUAGAGAAGACAUUCUGAUGAGGGAGUCUUUAAAUGUAAGAAAUACAGGGUGGCCAUCGUGUUCAUUGUUUACUAAUCAUGAAAGAUAUUUUACUACGUAUGUUAAUUUCAUGCAUUUAGAAAAGCCUUCAAACUCCAACUGGAGAAAAACUAUCCUUGGAACAAAUAUAAGCUACAUCUACCUAAGGCAUGUGCUUUAUUUCCAUUUCACUACCUAUGUGACAUUAGACUAGGUGUCUAGCCUCUUUUUGCAUCAUUUAUAAUGGCAAUGGUAGUGAGUACUAGUGCAAUUAUAGGAAUAAAUGUGUUACAGUACACAGAAAAUCCUUGAAAAAGUAUUUGGCACAUGCUUGUGCUCAUAGAGGAUAGCUUUUACAUUGUUCCAUUAGCAUUACUGUUACUGAGGACAGGAAAAGUGUAUUGUGAAUCAUUUAAAAAAGCAUCAUCCAUUCACUAUUAAGUUUUAAAUAACUUCCGUAUAAAAUUUCAUGGGAGGUAAAGAACACGUGAGGAUUUUCAUUAAGAGCUCAUCCCUUAAGUUACAUCAGAAAGUUAAUUUUGGAAAGAAACCCUAUGGAUUUCGUGCGUGAGGAGAUAUUGAGAAAACAGCUGUUGAAGAAUCAGGGAGAGUUUUUGAAGUGAUUUGUCUAUAAAAGGCAACAGGCAGAAAAGGUAUAAUUUAUAUUCUCUGUCCAGAAGUUAAAAUAAAUUAAAUAUUAGUGAAAGAAUAGCAAAAUAAAAGCUAUCCAUUUAUGUUAUCCAACUCUUUAUCAUGAAAAUUGCUACACAUAUGAAAAAGAUGAAAGAAUAAACACCCAUAUACCCCUUCUAGA
This is a messenger RNA of Herpailurus yagouaroundi (jaguarundi), 4146 nucleotides long. Its product is annotated as zinc finger protein 780A-like. Gene Ontology annotation, biological process: regulation of DNA-templated transcription. NCBI's taxonomy places the organism in Eukaryota, Metazoa, Chordata, Mammalia, Carnivora, Felidae. The record is from RefSeq and is a predicted model, not a curated record. Gene Ontology annotation, cellular component: nucleus.